AUGUUUGGUCCUCUAUCACCUAUGCUUCCACCCCCGGGGAUUAAGUAUCAAAUUGAGAUAGAGAGAAGCCUGUAUUCCGACCACGAGCUUCGUGCCCUGGAGGAAGCUCAGCGACUGGCAAAGAAGAAAGCCGACCUGGACGAUGACGACGACAACGAACAGAAUAUAUUGCUUGUGCAAGAUCUGGAAGAUAUGUGGGAGCAGAAAUUCCUCCAGUUCAAACUCGCAACUCGAGAAACAGAUGCCGAUAAAAAAAAUGACCGAACCUCCUUGCGCCGGAAGCUAGAUAGGAACCUCAUCCUGUUAGUCAGAACGAAGCUUGGGGACCAGGAUGUUUGGAUGUUGCCCCAAGUAGAGUGGCAGCCUGGAGAGACCCUUCGAGGGACCGCUGAGCGGACGCUGGCCACACUGCCAGAAAACAAUAUGGAAGCCAAAUUCCUAGGAAAUGCCCCUUGUGGUCACUACAAGUUCAAGUUCCCCCAGGCGAUGCGGACAGAGAGCCAGCUGGGGGCCAAAAUUUUCUUCUUCAAAGCUCUGCUACUCAGCGGAGACUUUUCCCAGGUGGAGAAGAAGGGCCACCACGUGUGGGUCAGUAAGGAGGAGCUGGGCGACUACCUGAAGCCACAGUACCUGGCCCAGGUGAGGAGAUUCCUUUUGGACCUCUGACGGAUGGAGCCGCACGUGGUGUCAGCCGGAUGGGCCACGAGGCCGGGGGCCUUGAGGCACGCACGCCUGCCCUGUGCCAGGGAAGCCGAGUUGUGAGAAUGAAAGGCGUGCAUCUGUGUGCCCUCCCUCGAGGACCAGGGGCCAUCCUCCCAUUCCUCUCACUGUGAACUGGGCUCUGCAUUGCUUGAUAGCCAGUCAGCUGGCCUGUCGGCCUGGGAAGAUACAGGGGGGGAGGGGGAAGGAGCCCCGCAAAAGGCCUGAGCUCUGGCCCAGGACAGCCUCGUUCUGUGGUUUCUCUUACAUCCUCCAUUUUGUUCUUUCUCUCCUUUCUGCUUCAUGUGUUAGUCUACCCUAGGAAAUCAUGCCCUUCUUUCCUCCCUCUUCUUCCCUCUCCUCCUCCAUCUCUCCUUUGUAAAGCAUUCUAUAUUUAAAAAGAAAUUAAUCAUGUCUUACCUGUUUUUAAAUAAACCAGUACAGCGUGUUCCCA
This is a messenger RNA of Dipodomys ordii (Ord's kangaroo rat), 1153 nucleotides long. RefSeq names its product mitochondrial ribosomal protein L46 (gene Mrpl46). The record is from RefSeq and is a predicted model, not a curated record. NCBI's taxonomy places the organism in Eukaryota, Metazoa, Chordata, Mammalia, Rodentia, Heteromyidae. Gene Ontology annotation, cellular component: mitochondrial large ribosomal subunit. The transcript is spliced from 4 exons. Gene Ontology annotation, molecular function: structural constituent of ribosome. The coding region runs from base 1 to 666 and encodes 221 amino acids.